UGUAUUGGGGAUUACCUCUAAUUUCGUGAACCGGUUUGUCGGUUUUUCUUCCAAACAAGUUGAUUUUUCAACAAUCAAAGAACAUAUGAUGGCAUCAAAAGUAAACUCAGAUAACGCUGAUAACAAUGAGAAGUUGAAACCAAUUAAUGACGUUGAAAUAGAAGAAGGAACUUUUAAGUAUGUGUUGAUAAAAGUGAAGGACCGUUCCACCAAACAGUUCAAACACAUUGUUCGAGGUUUCUGCUGGGCUGAUUUUCAUGCGGAUAUUUAUGAAGAUGUUGAGGAGAAGUUACAUAAGGAAGGAGUGCAGUGUUCAUGUCCAGGUGGCGGAAGAAUCAAGCAUUCUCCCUCAAGCAAAACGAUAUCCGUCUAUGGAUAUUCACAGGGUUACGGCCGUCCGGAUCACAGUAUAACAGUAGAGAUACUAAAGAAACAUUAUCCGCAAUAUGAGGACAUUACGUGGUCUAAUGAUGGAUACUGACCUGCUGGGCUGGGCUGGGAAGGGAAAAAAAUCUCCAAGAGUGGAGAGUUUAUGAGGCAGAGACUCCAACAGAUUCAAGGAUAUUCUCUCUCCCAACACAGGCAUCCCAAUCUAACCUUAGAGGGGGGGGGGGCAAUUUGAGGACAUAGUCCCUGUAAAUCACCUCGUCUUAUGUCGCCAUCUUGAAAAAUCAGUCAGCGUCACCACCACCCGACGAUCGUUACAAAGUCACCAAGGUGGCAGAGUGAGUAGGCCAAAAUAGAUCUCAAAAUAAUAUAUCAGGGUCAUACCUAACAGUGUCCACCAGGUUUAAAAGCAUAAAGUCAUUAAAAUAAAAUCUAGGAAGUGACUACUUGGCAAGCCCGACUUUUUCUUGUCCUGAAUGGAGAGCCGAACUCAUUAAUAUUAAAGUAAAGUCUCCAGCUCGCCAAACAGGGUAGAUUUUUUACCUGUUUGGCAAGCCCGGCUGGCCGAACAGGGUGGCUUUUUAGUGCUGUUUGGCAAGCGGCUCUCCAAACAGGACAAAAAAGAUGCCUGUUCGGCGAGCAGCUUGCCAAAUAGACCCGGCCUAAAAUCUAAUGGUCAUAACCAAAUAAGCAGGACAUUUCCCACAUAUAAGCGCUUGAUUAGCGUGUUGUCUAAAAUGUACCAGCGUCCACCACCCAGGCGGUGGCCAUGUUGGAUUACUGCAGGAGCCUUGUGAUUUUAGACAACAUCCCCUUAUCUUAAACCCAAAUGUCAUGAAAUUUCAGGAAAUGUGUUUUAUGGUGUACUUAUUUCGUUUAUGGCUAAUAAAUUUUAUUUUGAUGACUUUA
Molecule: messenger RNA, 1296 nt
Organism: Lineus longissimus
Lineage: Eukaryota; Metazoa; Nemertea; Pilidiophora; Heteronemertea; Lineidae
Product: 14 kDa phosphohistidine phosphatase-like
Exons: 3
Coding region: 86-481 (131 amino acids)
Biological process (GO): peptidyl-histidine dephosphorylation
Cellular component (GO): cytosol
Molecular function (GO): protein histidine phosphatase activity
Source: RefSeq, a predicted model, not a curated record